CCGCCGCCCAAGCCCGAGCCCAGAGCGAACCUGGUUCGGUACUGAGCCCCCGUCGUCGGAGCGCAGCUCCGGUAGAACUUCUCCGCUCCCACCGCCGAACUGUUGAGGCCCCUCGGGCCGUUCCGCACCCGCUGGCGGCCAGCUCAUCGUUGGAGGAGGAGGAGCCAGAUCGACUGCAGGUGGCGAUGAGGAGCGUCAGGUGGUGUCUUUUCUGUGGAUGAAGUGUGUGCCGGACACGCCCACCUCUCAGCAGGACCGACGACCCACUGGACUCCAGACGGACCGGGGCUCAGGAUGAGCAGCGCCACUCCGGCUAGGAAGCCGUACAGGAAGGCUCCACCGCAGCACCGCGAGACACGCCACGCCCCGCCCAGCACGCCGCCGCCGCCGCCUCAGCCGGACAUCGGCCAGGAGGUUCUGUCAGACGCUGACCGGAUCAGAAUCCUCCAGCAGCAGAAUGAAGACCUGCGGCGCCGUCUCUCUCUCUCCACCCAGAAGAUGGAGGCCAUGGAGGCGGAGUUUGACAGCGGUCGUCACUAUAUGGAGGCGGAGCUUAGCCGGACCAGGGAUGACUUAGACAAGAUGAGGGACAAGUUUCGCAGACUCCAGAACAGCUACACGGCGUCGCAGAGAGCGAAUCAGGACCUGGAGGAGAAGCUCCACGCUCUGCUACGGAAGGUGGAGAGGGACAAAAAGACGAUGGACCAGGAGAUCGUGGAGCUCACUAACAAGCUGCUGGACGCCAAGAACACCAUCGACCGACUGGAGGAGCUCAAUGAGCGAUACCGGCAGGACUGCAACCUGGCAGUUCAGCUGCUCAAAUGCAACAAGUCGCAUUUCAGGAACCACAAGUUUGCUGACCUGCCGUCUGAGCUACAAGACAUGCUGAACAAACACAUGAAGAGCAGCCUCCCAGAGCCAGGCUCCGCCCCCGGCCACCAGGACCCGGACACGCUGAGCCUGACGCCCGCCGACGUGGUGCCCACCUCCGUCAUCGCCCGGGUCCUGGAGAAACCCGAGCCCCUGGUUCUGAACUCGGCCCAGUCCAGCAGCUGCGGCCGGCCCGUCGCCGAGGACGUGUUCGUGCACGUGGACAUGACCAGCUCGGAGGGCGGCGCCGGCCCGGAGCUGCUGCAACAGAACGGGUCCUGUCUGAGCAACCUCGACGAGGAGGCGGGCGGGGCGCCGUCCUUUGAGAAGCUCAACCCGUACCCGGCGCCGCUGCCCCCCCACCCGCUGUACCCCGGCCGCAAGGUGAUCGAGUUCUCGUCCGACGACAAAGUCAAGAUCCCCAAAAACUCGCCGCUGCCCAACUGCACCUACGCCACGCGGCAGGCCAUCUCGCUGAGCCUGGUGCAGAACGACGACGAGCGGCAGAUGCCAGGAAGCCCCGCCCAGUCCUCCAGCGGAGGGGGCGGAGCUGCCCAGCGCACCCCCCCAUCGCAGCAUGACGUUGCCAGUGAACCCUUAUCCAGCCAGUCCAGCCCCUUCAGUAGCCCGCCUCAGGCCCCCAGCGUCCUGGCGAGCUCAGGCAGCUCGGAGGAGGACCUGCUGGCCAGCUGGCAGCGGAUGUUCGUGGAGAAGAUGGCUCCGCCCUGCGAGGGCUCGCUGCUACACCGCACCGCCUUCAGCUCCCAGACGGCGCAGGAGCUGCAGAAGAGGCGGCAGCCGGGCGGAGGCGGGGCCUCCGGCAUCUCUGACCGCCACAGGGCGGCGUACUCGGACGGCGAGGAGGGCUCCUCGGCGCGGAGCUGGACGCCGAGUCGCGGCUCCAGCCUGGACACGGACACGGACACCGAGCCGCGGUCCGGGCGGAGGGGGGGCUUCGGCUCCAGCGAGGAAGGCGAGCGCCUGCUGAUGGACCUGGAUGACGACGGCGGCAGCGGCGACACGGCGGUCACCGUGGCCAUCAGCCCAGAAGAGAAGGAGGAGGGGGAGAGCUCGGCCGAAGAGCGGGACGUCCUCCCUCACGACCUGCCCGUCAUGUCGCCCCGCCUCCUGGAGAUCGACCCUGCCCUCCCCACGCCCCAGCGACCGCAGCGGAGUCCUAAGAGGAUGGGGGUGCACCACCUGCACCGCAAGGACAGCCUGACCCGAGCCCAGGAGCAAGGCACGCUGCUGGACUGACAACCAGCUGACAGGCCACACCCACACAGGAAAUAGCCAUACUGAACGGACGCCGCCCGCUCCACGCGUCUGUGUGAGUCCCACAACAACAACUCUCUUGAUUGUUUCCAAACUAGACAACACUCACGUGCACACUCACACUCACGUGCACACUGUCAGUGCCUCCUAACUUCCUGUCUGAAGCUGAAAGUAACAGACUUUUAUUUUGACGUUCCUGGAAGCGCCGGUUCCAGAUGAUUGUUUCUCGUGUUUGACCUUUGACCUUGUUCUUGUGGUGACACAGAGGGCGGGGCUUCUCCACACACUCCUCACCUGGAAUGUAAUCAUGACGUGGGUCUGUUUUUACCUGCAGUGUUUUGGUUGUUCUUGUUUCAGGGUGAUCUGCUGCCCUCUAGUGGACCGGUGGUGUAGCUCAGGUCGCAGCUCCACAGAUUCAAACCGACGGAGUAUUAAUCAGUUUAGACUUCACCUUAAGUUUUGAUAAUCACUGAAUGUUGGUUCUGAAAACCACCUCCAAAUCCUGAAUGUUUCAAUUAAAAGAUCGGAUCACUAAAGAACCGGUCAGAACUUCAGGGGACCGUGGGCUCGAGUUCGAUUCCCCGCUCCGCCAUUACAGAAGCUCUUCUUCACUUUCUGAAACUGGCCCGAAUGUCCCCAAAGCUGCUCGCUCCGACAUCCCACACGCACCUGAACACAACACCGUUGACAUCCGUUGGUGGAGGGGCCAGGCUCCAGGCCCCGCGGGUCAAGCCAGCAAGAAUAAGUGGGCCCAUUUGGUUUAAAAGAAGCAGAAAAUGUGGCUCUGAUUGGGUUUGUCUGCAGUUCCUGUGGUGCUCCAACUGUGUUUACCCACAUUGACUAAAGUGGGAAUUUUGUGGGUUAGCUUACUAUGCUAGUCAGCUACCCAGUGGACAGCGUAGCAUGCUAGCGAGCUCAGCUGAAGCAAGCUCCAUUGCAGCAUGCUAGCGAACUCCACUUUAGCAUGCUAUUGCUCUCUAGCAAGCUCUUCUGUAUCGAGCUAGCGAGCUUCUCUGUAGCAAGCUAGCAUGCUUCACUGUAUCGAACUAACAAGCUCUGCCGUCCACCAGGUGGAUCUCUAGGUUAGCAUAGCGUGCCGACCUACUGAGUGUCCACUUAAGUCAAUGUGGGCAAACACGGGGGGGGCACCACAGAAACAGUGGACAAACCCAAUCGGACCCCCAUUUUCUGCCACUGUUAAACCAUGUGGGUCCAUUUGGUCUUGUUCUUUUCCAAACGGCAGAGCAGGAACAUGAGCAGAACGGGGUCCUCCAGACCUGGAAUCGAACCCUCCCGGAUCAGUGUGUCCACCCAAACUAACGCCUUGUCCUAGCAUGCAUCGCAGGCCCUGAUUGGUUGUAAGCUCGAAGUGGGGGAGGGGCUUCGCUGCGUCCGUCGGCUCAAACGCUCCAACACGGCUCCCAAGAGGCAUAAGGGCUCACCCGAGCCGGCCCGUGGGUCGCUGGUUCAGUAGCCACGCCCCCUACUCUGUGGAGGCGGACCUCUCACGUAGGCAUAGGUGCUCUGAGAGGAACUGUUUUUGUUUCACUUCCUGUUGGGGAGAAAUCUCUGACUGUUAGAGCUCUGACUUUAUUUUCACAGUUUGUAAACGAUGUAUAUUUUAAAGCAAAUAAAACAUAUUUUAAAACUAA
Oryzias melastigma (Indian medaka) is the source of this 3797-nucleotide messenger RNA. It is a transcript of the gene tjap1, whose product is annotated as tight junction associated protein 1 (peripheral). Bases 295 to 2127 code for a protein of 610 amino acids. NCBI's taxonomy places the organism in Eukaryota, Metazoa, Chordata, Actinopteri, Beloniformes, Adrianichthyidae. Gene Ontology annotation, biological process: Golgi organization. Gene Ontology annotation, cellular component: trans-Golgi network. The record is from RefSeq and is a predicted model, not a curated record. The transcript is spliced from 11 exons.